This is a messenger RNA of Parnassius apollo (apollo), 987 nucleotides long. NCBI's taxonomy places the organism in Eukaryota, Metazoa, Arthropoda, Insecta, Lepidoptera, Papilionidae. The record is from the annotation of a GenBank genome assembly.
AUGAAAUACAACGAACUUGGUGACACCGGCCUCAAGGUCUCUCAUGUGAGCCUAGGGGGAGCCGCUUUUAGUAAUAUUUAUGGAGCGUAUGAUGAAAAAAGGAGUUUGGAUCUUAUAAGAGAAUCCUUCAAACGAGGCGUUAAUUAUUUAGAGACUGGGCCUUGGUACGGUCAAGGCAUUUCCGAGAGGACAAUAGGAAAGGCACUACAAGGUAUCCCAAGAGAAUCAUAUUUCAUUGGAAGCAAAGUUGGACGUUACGAAAAAGCUACUGAGAAAAUGUUCGAUUUUUCAGCGGAGAAGACAGAAGCCGGUGUGGACAAUACCCUAAGUCUUCUUGGUUUGGAUUACGUCGAUCUCAUUCAGGUUCACGACAUUACAUUUGCUCCCGAAACGUCGAUCAUCUUAAAAGAAACACUCCCAGUACUCGAUAAAGCUGUUAAAGACGGCAAGGUCCGAUAUAUUGGAAUCGCUGAUUACGAUAUUGACUUGAUGAAGGAAAUCGUCGAAGAGUCUGACGUCAAAAUAUCUACCAUACUCUCAUAUGCCAAAUCGACCCUUUUUGAUAAUCGCUUGCAAAACUAUACGAAUUAUUUUAAGAGUAAAGGAGUCGGCGUGAUUAAUGCAGCAGCUACAGGCAUGGGCUUAUUGUCCAAUAAAGGUCCCCUGCCUUGGCAUCCAGCUAGCGACGACAUUAAGGCAAUCUGUAGACGGGCGUCUGCGUACUGCAAAAGACAAAACGUGGAAUUGGCUCGUCUCGCUUCCUGGUUUACACUAAACCAACCCGGCAUCGACACAAACGUUUGCGGCUUCUUCAACGCGGAACAGAUGAACGACACCCUUGAUAUGCUUGAAACCGGGCUCAGUGAACACGAAAAAUCGGUGCUUGCUGAGGUUCAAAAGCGGUUUUUCGAGAAGGUAACGCUGCACUGGGACGACGUAGAAUUACCAGCUUAUAAAGACGACCUGGCUAAAAUUUUAAAGAAGUAA